Messenger RNA from Soboliphyme baturini, 444 nucleotides. The record is from the annotation of a GenBank genome assembly. NCBI's taxonomy places the organism in Eukaryota, Metazoa, Nematoda, Enoplea, Dioctophymatida, Soboliphymatidae.
AUGAAUCUUCGUAAAGCGCCUAAUCGCCGUGUUCGCACCAAUUUCCGUAAGCGGUUUCCAUCGACGCUCGAUGAACCAUUGUCCCCCGGGCCGGCCUGCAACAAUGAGGCGACCGCGCGGGUCCGUCUGUGGUCAGUACGAGUGACCUUCGGUCAUCGGAACGUGACGGGCUUUAGCCGUGCCGAUCUACCAUCAAACCGCUGCGACUCGACUCGUUGUUUCCCAACACCGUGCCCGGUGCACAGCUGCACGUCCACUCUGCCGGACAAUGCUCCUCAGCAGAUGCGCCCCGCCGAGGCGAACAGAAUCGAAGCCCCGCCGACCAACCACAAUGACCGGCGGCAGACCUUCUUAUGGCUACCGGUGGUCGUUGGUCUUGCUGCCAAGCCAAGCGACCGACGGCAUGAGUGGGAAAGCCGCUCAGUUGGGCACAAUGUCGGCUAG